Messenger RNA from Olea europaea var. sylvestris, 2801 nucleotides. RefSeq lists its product as uncharacterized. The record is from RefSeq and is a predicted model, not a curated record. The transcript has a single exon. The coding region runs from base 1574 to 2719 and encodes 381 amino acids. Lineage: Eukaryota; Viridiplantae; Streptophyta; Magnoliopsida; Lamiales; Oleaceae.
UUGAUGCAUUAAUAAAUAAAAAAAACUACCGCAUUAAUGUAUCAAAUAAUCACCUGCCAUGUGUAUGCCACAUAUGGCGACUGCUGCAGUGAGCGACUACGAAUAGCAUUACUCAUUUGAAAAUGAUUGAUGAAAAAGAUGGAAGUUUGCUCAUAAAGGACCAAAAAGGGUAAAAUGUAGAAUCUACGUGCAGAGCACCUAAGAAAAUUAGUGUAUAACUUUUGUUACACAGAUUUUCGCCAAGCAUAGUAUAUCCUAUUGAAAAGAUAAUUGAAUUAGAGUUCAAUAGGAAAAAUGAAUUGUAAUUCAAGGUCAUGCAUCAAAAGUUACUAACAUUUAAAAUUAGACAGUCAAGCAAACUCAAGAUUUGUCUUGCAAACUCGAUAUUUAUUUGGCAUACUCACUUUCACAUAGAAAAAUCAAUAUUUCCAGUUGAGAUUUUAUUUGCAAUCUUGACAGAUAGCUACAACAUUCGAUAUUUAACCAAUGAAAACUCGUUAUUUCACCCAUUCUACAUUUAUUAAAAUUUUACUUUCACAAUAAAAUUCUUGUUUGAGUUUGCAUGUGUAUAAUUCUCUUGAAAACUAUUGGUUUGGCUUCAAGAUUUGGGCACCAACCAUUUGUACUAUGUAAUUUUAACCAUACAAAGAUUUUGGGCAUUUUUAAAAAAGAUUUUUUUUUUGUUUUUUUUUUUGGUAAUUGCUCAUUUUAUAAAAUGGUCACUUUUGCAAAAUCUUCCAAAAUUUGCCACAUUUCGAAUCCACCACCCAAAGUUUCCCCAUUUAAAAUUUUUGAACUUCUCUGCCCAUUAAUAGUUUUAGAUUUCAUCACUUUUGAAGCAUUAAUUUUCUGUAAUUAUGUUACCUCAAAUAACAAGUUGUCACAUAAAAUGUCUACUGUGAUAAUUGACUAUGAAUAUGAUUACUCUUAGAUUGGUUUGUAAUUAAUUGUUGGAUAAGAAAUUUAAGAGUAUGACAUAUUACGUGGGAUUUAGUUUCUUAGAUUCAUGUUAAUUAGGGCAUGAAGUAAAUUUUUUUUUUUUUAAAAGAAAAGGAAAUAUUAAAUUUGAGAUCGUAUUUUUCUUCAAAUAUACAGUAUUUCUCAAGUAAUUAGGUCUAUUUUUAUUGAAUUUUGUUGGUUGUGCUCGGUGUAUAGCCCUCUCACAAAAAGGAGGGCCCGCAUCCAAUAAAAAAAUCGCGAGUGCCCCUCUUGUGAGCAUUUAAUAAAAAAAAUCGCCGACCCCCCUCUUACGAGGGAGUGUGCAACUAGCAAAACUCAUUUAUAUUCCAUGAACACAACACAUGGUAACAGAACCAUUUCUGGUCCACUCCAUCCGCCGUGCACGUCCUCCCACCAAAUCGUUUUUAAACUUUAAAAUCCACAAAAAUCAUUAUAGCCGUUAACUCUCUCACUCCCUGUAUUUUGUAACGCCUAAAAAAUAAAGUAGUAUCUGUUCUUAAUUUCUCCAACCUAUUAAACCCAAAUUUACCUUAUACUUCUUCCACGCUCAAAUCCUUUGUUAUCUCUGCAAAUCUUGAAUUUAGACCUCGUAAUUUUUGAAAGCAGUAUCCAGAUGGAAAAAAAUAUCAAGGGGAUGAAAGGGAAGCUACUAAAAAAAUUGAAGACUUUCAAGACAAUUGGUUACUUGAAGCCAGAAAAAGUUCUUCGGGUAAAUGAAUUGAAUGAAAGCCUCUACACUUCAUCACCGAAAUCAAAUUCCUCGGCUCCUCCUGCCCUCGUGCAAAUCCAAGAAGCACCCAACAAAUGUGUUGAGAUCAGAGUUCCAGUACAAGAACCAGAGAUCAUUGAUGUAUCAGAGCUAAUGAAGGACCUGGAAGAUCAAGAAAUGGAGUUUGACGAUGAAUUCAAUGAUAAAGAAAACGUUAGGCCAGCAAUAAAGUCGAAGAUCCCGAAUAAUUUUGAAGAAAAACUGGAGAUUGUUCAUUCAUCUAAACAACAGAAUGAGGUUUGUGAAACUAAUCAAAUUGUAGGAGAGGAGAGAGAGGAUAUUCCUCUGUCGGAGAUUGAUAUAUUAUGUUUCAGGCAGCCGGAUUUAGAUUCUGGAACCCUUUUUGACCCUAACCUUCUUGCAGCAUUUGAGCAGGCAAUUACUGAAGUUAAAGCCCAAGAGGCAGAGAGAACAUCCAGAAUUGAGGAAAAGAAAAGGGGAAUUUUGGAUUAUCAGGAACCAGUACCGCCACCGUUAAAAACACGGAAAAUCGAGGAAGAAAAUGGUUCUCUACUAGAAUUCGAAGAAAAGUGUCCACCAGGGGGAAGCGAUUCAGUUAUUCUCUACACAACGGGGCUUAGAGGAAUACGAAAGACAUUCGAGGAUUGUCAUAGGCUUAGGUCCCUAUUGCAGAAUUUAAAGAUUUUGUUUUACGAGAGGGAUAUUUCGAUGCAUUCAGAGUUUAAGGAAGAAUUGUGGAGGAUUUUGGGUGGAAAAGUGGUGCCUCCAAGGCUUUUUAUUAAAGGGAUGUACAUAGGUGGAGCAGAGGAGGUUUUGGGAUUGCAUGAAAAAGGAAAGCUUAAGCCACUCUUCGAAGGAAUUGCCAUUAACAGAUCUGAAGGUCCAUGUGAAGGCUGUGCUGGAAUAAGGUUUAUUAUGUGUUUCAAUUGCAAUGGAAGUCGAAAAAUUAUUCGGGAGGAGAACGUUGAAUCCAUAGAUUGUUCUGAUUGUAAUGAGAAUGGAGUGAUCAUAUGCCCCUUUUGUUGUUGAAUCAUUUGCCUCAUUUCCUCCUUUUUUGCCAUUGUUAUUAUCAGGAUGUAUGGUAUGUAGUAGCCAAUUGAGCAACAAGAUU